Impatiens glandulifera is the source of this 2358-nucleotide messenger RNA. RefSeq names its product K(+) efflux antiporter 6-like. Gene Ontology annotation, biological process: potassium ion transmembrane transport; proton transmembrane transport. The transcript is spliced from 20 exons. NCBI's taxonomy places the organism in Eukaryota, Viridiplantae, Streptophyta, Magnoliopsida, Ericales, Balsaminaceae. Gene Ontology annotation, molecular function: potassium:proton antiporter activity. Bases 268 to 2049 code for a protein of 593 amino acids. Gene Ontology annotation, cellular component: membrane. The record is from RefSeq and is a predicted model, not a curated record.
CAAGAACUUGGCAAGAUCUGUGAAUAUGAUCAAUUGAACAUGCACAUAUAUAUGAUUUGAUAAUUCAUCUAAAUUUUUCAAUCACUCAUCUUUCUCUCUCUAUCUCUCUCUAUAUCUAUCUUGGCACUCACUCACUCCAUCCAGCUUGCCUUCUUCGCACUUAGAAUCCACCCUUUUCCGACUGAUUCACAUCGGCACGACAACAAAAACGUUCACCGGUUUCAACGCCGGGACCCUAGCCGCCGGCCCUUUUCCCACCCUUCUGCAAUGAGGAGGAGAUCGUCCUCCUCCGAGCUCCGUCUCUCCUUGUCCGUUCUAUUCCUUCUCAUAUCUCUACUACCCUUUUCUUCUUGGGCCCGCUCCCUCACUGUUUCAGAUUUGGAUCCAUUCGAUGCGCCCAAUGUUACUCACUCCACCAAUAGCUCUCAACAUAGCCCUAAAGAACAGAGUUUUGCCGACAUAAUUGAUCGAGCACUCGAGAAAGAGUUCACAGAGGGCGAUCAGAACGAAGUAAACGAAGUUGGCGGCUUCAAUAACAGUGUUACUGAGCAACAGGCGGUUUUGGAAACCGUAGCUAGAGUAAAGCCCAAGAAAAAUGACACCAAGGAGGAGACGUCAUUUCAACUUCAUCACGUCUUCAAUCUUGAUAGUGACAAUAGAGCAGAUGACACGCCAAUGUUGAUUGAUAGAAAGGACAAUGUCUUUAUCAUAUCAAGUUUCAAAUCAAAAUACCCAGUGCUUCAGUUAGAUUUGAGAUUGAUAUCCGACCUGGUGGUUGUAAUUGUCUCAGCAACUUGUGGAGGAAUUGCAUUUGCUUGUGCAGGACAGCCGGUUAUUACUGGUUACUUGCUUGCGGGAUCAAUUGUUGGACCAGGAGGUUUCAAUUUUGUGAGUGAAAUGGUUCAGGUUGAGACAGUGGCACAGUUUGGUGUCAUCUUCCUUCUUUUCGCUUUGGGGUUGGAGUUCUCUGCAACUAAGCUUCGAGCUGUCCGGGCUGUUGCUGUCUUGGGAGGCCUGCUUCAGGUUUUCCUGUUUAUGUGCUUAUGUGGAAUUACAGCUUCACUAUGUGGUGGUAAACCAUCAGAAGGAGUGUUUGUUGGUGCAUUCCUUUCCAUGUCUUCAACCGCUGUUGUGUUGAAGUUUUUGAUGGAAAGAAACAGUAUAAAUGCCCUUCAUGGUCAAGUAACAGUUGGUACCCUCAUUCUGCAGGAUUGUGCUGUGGGGUUGCUGUUUGCUUUGCUUCCAGUUCUGGGCGGUUCAUCAGGUUUACUACAAGGAGUUAUAUCCAUGACUAAAUCGUUGGUGCUGCUGUUAACAUUUCUGGCUGUUUUAUCAAUAUUGUCUCGGACUUGUGUACCCUGGUUCCUCAAGCUGAUGAUAAGCCUGUCAUCACAGACCAAUGAACUAUACCAGUUGGCAUCAGUUGCAUUCUGCCUACUUGUUGCAUGGUGUAGUGACAAGCUUGGUCUAAGUUUUGAACUGGGAUCCUUUGCUGCUGGAGUGAUGAUAGCCACAACUGAUCUUGGUCAACACACGCUUGAGCAAGUAGAACCCAUAAGGAAUUUCUUUGCUGCUCUUUUUCUGGCUAGUAUCGGAAUGCUGAUCCAUGUUCAAUUCCUGUGGAACCAUGUGGAUAUUCUAGUAGCAUCUGUUAUUUUAGUGAUCAUUGUAAAAACGCUCAUCAUUACUGUUGUUGUCAAAGGGUUUGGCUACAGCAACAAAACGGCAUUUCUGGUUGGAAUGUCCUUGGCACAAAUAGGGGAGUUUGCUUUUGUUCUUCUUAGUCGCGCUUCCAAUCUUCAUCUUGUUGAGGGCAAAGUUUAUUUGCUUCUUCUUGGGACAACAGCGCUUAGUCUGGUGACUACACCAUUGCUCUUCAAGCUAAUACCUGCUGUAGUGCAUCUCGGUGUGCUAUUGCGGUGGUUCGCCCCUGACAGCCACAUUGAGAUGGGAUAUAAAGGUGAUAACUUGCGAUCAGAGAGCGCAAAACAGCGGCUUGCCUUGAUCUCAAAAGAUCUCUCAAUUCAUGAAGUAAACCUAUCAAAAUAAAGAUGCCCCUCACACACUCCUACUGCUUGACUUCACAAGAAUUCAUCGGUUUGAUCAAACACGGGUUCAAAACAGGUUCUGAAACAUCAAAAUCAAGUAUAGCGUACUGCUAAUCUAACACAUGAAUCUUUUUUUUUUUUUUUCUUUUUAAUUUUUAUUAUUAUUAUUAUUCAUUUGGUGUGGUAUGCACGCUAUUCCUUGUUUGGCAAAUGGUUUUCCCUCAUGGCCACUCAUUUCUUAAAAUGUAUAAUAGUUCCAUUAAUGUAAUGUAAAUUGCGUUGUAGUUGCUGAUCUUUAUUUUUCCAAACA